CGGCCCAAGAACAAAAGAACAAAGAAGCAGAUUUGACUAUUUCUUGUAAAAAAAUCGACAUAAUUUCCUCGCCAAAACGAAACGAAGCCAAUUAUUGAGACCAAAAACAGAAAGCAAAAAAAACACCAAAUUAUUACUUCUUUAUCUCCUUUCCUUCCUCAUCUGCCGUUGUUCUCAUUUCUGUCCGUAUCCAUCUCCUACAUCAAUCUCUUGAUCGCCAUCGUUGGAAGGCGUGCCCGCAUUUUCUAUCUCGGAUAUUCCCGAGAAACAAACAGAAAACAAAAAGAGCUUACGGAGCCUGACCUCACUAGAUAAAAAUCACGCCAACUACUCCCAAUCCAACACACGAAAGCAACACUCACGAGACCAAUCGAGUUUCAACUGAGACAUACCAGAAGCUCCUCCUAUGGAUUCAACGCCAGCUCAACGUCGCCUUCAAGCCAUUCACGGCCACCUCACCACCGCCGCCGUCGACUCUGAGUCUCUUCUCCGGCCAAACCUCACCGCCGGCGAGUUUGUUUCCGAGCAAGGGUACAGUGUGGUGCUUCCAGAGAAAUUACAGACAGGAAAGUGGAAUGUAUACAGAUCUGCACGCUCCCCAUUGAAGCUUGUUAGUAGAUUCCCUGAUCAUCCUGAAAUUGGUACACUGCAUGAUAAUUUCGUGCACGCAGUUGAUACUUUCCGAGAUUACAAAUAUUUGGGAACACGAAUUCGGGUUGAUGGAACAGUUGGAGAAUACAAAUGGAUGACAUAUGGAGAAGCAAGUACUGCACGGUCAGCAAUAGGUUCUGGCCUAAUUUAUCAUGGAAUACCAAAGGGCGCUUGCAUUGGGUUGUAUUUUAUCAACAGACCUGAGUGGCUCAUUGUUGAUCAUGCUUGCUCUGCAUAUUCGUACAUAUCAGUUCCUUUAUAUGACACUCUAGGUCCAGAUGCUGUCAAGUACAUUGUAAAUCAUGCUGUUGUACAAGUUAUAUUUUGUGUGCCUGAAACAUUGAAUAGUUUGUUGAGCUUCUUGGCGGAUAUGCCAACUGUACGCUUGAUUGUGGUUGUUGGCGGUAUAGAUGAUCAAAUACCAUCACUUCCAUCAUCAACUGGAGUGAAGGUUGUAACAUAUUCAAAAUUGCUUAGUCAGGGACGUAGUAGUCUUCAGCCUUUUUUCCCACCAGAACCGGAAGAUGUUGCAACAAUAUGCUACACAAGUGGUACAACUGGCACCCCAAAGGGAGCUGUAUUGACACAUGGAAACUUGAUUGCAAAUAUUGCUGGGGCCACUAUGGCUAUCAAAUUCUACCCGUCUGACGUCUACAUAUCAUAUCUUCCUUUGGCGCAUAUUUAUGAACGUGCUAACCAGGUCAUGACAGUAUAUUUUGGGGUUGCUGUUGGAUUCUACCAAGGGGAUAAUUUGAAGCUAAUGGACGAUAUGACUGCUCUAAGACCUACCAUCUUCUGCAGUGUUCCUAGGCUGUAUAACAGAAUAUAUGCUGGAAUUACAAAUGCAGUAAAGACAUCCGGUGUGCUGAGGGAGAGGCUAUUUAAUGCUGCUUACAAUGCCAAGAAGCAAGCAUUAUUAAGUGGCAAAAAUCCAUCCCCCAUGUGGGACAGAUUGGUAUUCAAUAAGAUAAAGGCUAAGCUAGGAGGACGGGUUCGUUUCAUGGCAUCAGGUGCUUCACCCUUGUCUCCUGAUGUCAUGGAAUUUUUAAGGAUAUGCUUUGGUGGUGAAAUAAGUGAAGGAUAUGGAAUGACGGAGACUUCUUGUGUUAUUAGUUCUAUGGAUGGGGAUGACAACCUAUCUGGCCAUGUUGGCUCUCCUAAUCCAGCUUGUGAAAUAAAGCUUGUUGAUGUACCCGAGAUGAACUACACGUCGGAGGAUCAACCCUAUCCUCGUGGUGAAAUCUGUGUCAGGGGUCCUAUUAUUUUCCAAGGCUAUCACAAAGAUGAAGUGCAGACGAGAGAAGUGGUCGAUGAAGAUGGAUGGCUUCAUACUGGAGAUAUUGGGCUGUGGUCACCAGGAGGUCGUCUGAAAAUCAUUGAUAGGAAGAAGAACAUUUUCAAGUUGGCACAAGGAGAGUAUAUAGCUCCAGAGAAAAUUGAGAAUGUUUAUGCCAAGUGCAAGUUUGUUGCCCAGUGCUUUGUCCAUGGUGACAGCCUAAAUUCUUCUUUGGUAGCAAUUGUCUCAGUUGACCCAGAUGUCUUGAAAGCAUGGGCUGAUUCUGAAGGCAUUAAGUAUCAAGAUUUAGGGCAACUAUGCAAUGACCCUAGAGCAAGGGCAGCUGUAUUGGCUGAUAUGGAUGCCCUUGGCAGGGAAGCUCAGUUGAGAGGUUUUGAAUUUGUGAAAGCUGUGACACUGGUGCUUGAACCAUUCACGCUAGAGAAUGGUCUGCUCACUCCAACAUUCAAGAUCAAGAGACCUCAAGCAAAGGAAUACUUUGCAAAAGAGAUAUCAACUAUGUAUUCAGAGCUCUCGACUUCCGAUCCCGCCCCUUCAAAACUUUAAGUGAUAGCAUGAGGAUCAGCUAAACUGAUGUUCUCAGCCAGCCGCAAAAGAAUUCAAAGAAAAAUAUGGAAAAAGGAAAAAGGAGUGACACGUAUAGGAUGGAAAAAAGAAAUAACAAAAGCAACCGAGUAGAGAAAGGAUGCCAAGCCAAGCCACGCCAAGCAUCAGAGAUU
This is a messenger RNA of Prunus avium (sweet cherry), 2667 nucleotides long. The record is from RefSeq and is a predicted model, not a curated record. NCBI's taxonomy places the organism in Eukaryota, Viridiplantae, Streptophyta, Magnoliopsida, Rosales, Rosaceae.